Venustampulla echinocandica is the source of this 2160-nucleotide messenger RNA. RefSeq lists its product as uncharacterized. NCBI's taxonomy places the organism in Eukaryota, Fungi, Ascomycota, Leotiomycetes, Helotiales, Pleuroascaceae. The transcript is spliced from 6 exons. Bases 1 to 2160 code for a protein of 719 amino acids. The record is from RefSeq and is a predicted model, not a curated record. Gene Ontology annotation, molecular function: FAD binding; monooxygenase activity; lyase activity.
AUGGCGACAAAAUUCUACAACGCCGCGGACACCACCCUGGGAACGCUCGUAAAUAAACAUUACAGUGGGGUCAACGGGACAAAUGGCCCAAAACCUCUCGAUAUUGCGAUUGUCGGCGCUGGAAUUGGUGGCCUAGCGGCUGCUAUUGGAUUGAGGAAGGCUGGGCACAAUGUUUCUCUAUACGAGCAAUCUCAAUUCGCAUCUGAACUUGGUGCUGCCAUUCAUCUCGCUCCAAAUUCUAACGGUAUCCUCCGACGUUACGGUAUCAUGGCCGAAGACUUUGGUGCGGUAACAAUGUCUCGUUUGGCUGAAUACGACGAAAGGGGUGUUGAGAAAAGAAGAGUAGACCUGACAGAAGAGAAUAAGAUGUGGCAGCAUCCGUGGAUGUUGGUGCAUCGCGUUAGACUUCAUGACAAGUUGAAGCAGACCGCGACUGGGGUGGAGGGAGAGGGAAGGCCAGCAAAGCUGUAUUUGUCAAGCAAGGUGGUGGCGGUUGAUACAGAAAAUGCGACAAUCGAAUUGGAGAAAGGAGAAAAAAUCCAAGCCGAUUUGGUACUUGGGGCCGAUGGUAUUUACUCCAAGACGAGAGAAUCCAUUACUGGGUAUCCCAGCAAACUCUUUGGGUCUGGAAAGGCUGCGUUUCGAUUCCUCAUUCCUCGGAAAGAUGCAACAACAGAUCCCGAGGUCGCAAAAUUGCUCGAAAAUGAUAAUGAACUAAUCAUUUGGUACGGAGCUGACAGACGCGUUGUGGUUUAUCCUUGCGAAAACAACGAACAACUGAAUUUCGUGUGCAUUCAUCCGGAAGGAGAAUCUCAAGGUGGCACUACCGAAUGGAAUAAGCAAGCCUCAAUGGAAAGUCUUCUAAAAGUAUAUCAGGACUUUGAUCCAAAGUUGCUAUCUCUAUUCCAAAAGGCAGACCCAGAUAGUUUGAAGGCCUGGAAGCUCUUGGAUAUGGAGGUGUUAUCAACAUGGUCGAAGGGGAAGCUAGCAGUAUUGGGAGAUGCUGCACAUCCCUUCUUGCCACAUCAAGGGCAAGGUGGAGGAGUUGCGUUGGAAGACGCGGCCACUUUGUCGGUGGUUCUCCCUUUUGGUACAAAACCCGAAGAGAUACCUGAGCGGUUGAAGCUCUAUGAAAAAAUUCGCUAUGAACGAGCCAACAACAUCCAAGAAUACUCCCGACAGGCGGGUAAAGAUUGCAUGAAUGGGAAGCCGGCUAUUGAUAUGAUGAAAUACACUGCAUAUAACUUUGGACAUGACGAGUUUGACAACUCAACAAAUAUCUUCCUGAAAUGGCGACGAGCCAAAUGCCCCGAACUCUACUUUCGCAUGCCGAUAGCAUUUGGCCCCUCCCCUGGACCAAGACAAGACAUCUGGGGCAACGCUAGACCCAGCCUAGAGCAAACUUUCCUCACGGCGUCCGUGAAAUUCAAAACCUCUGCUACAUUCCUCAAGAACCUCUUCCCAACUGAAUCCUUCACGUUCAAGUCUCCUGGGUCGGUGGCUUAUGCUAGUUUCUCGACCACUACACUAGGCAACAUGACAUGGCUAGGUGGCGGCGGGUAUAACCAUUUUGGAUUAUACAUCCACGGAGUCCAAUACACGAAGAAGGAUGGAACGACGAUUGACGGGACAUACAUGCCUCUGCUAUUUGAAAGCUUGGCAGACCCCAUCGUAUCUGGCAGAGACGAGCUCGGAAUGCCUAAGGUAUAUUGUGCAAUUGAUAUUCACCGUCGCUCCAAAUCAUAUCGUAUGCAAGCCUCAUGGCAAGGGGCCAAAUUUUGCGACUUCAACCUUGAAGGUCUCUCACCUGUUGAUCCAGCCACGGAAAAGGGGACGAUAGGUGGGGAGGCCGAUUACGGAAUCCUGGUAUACAGAUACAUUCCUGCAGUGGGCAGAGAUAUGAGAGGGAAAUCAGACUGUGAAUACCCAGUUGUAGUACCUCACGAAGAUGAAUCGAAAGUAGUGCCAUCGACAGUGAAAAGUGUUGCGAAACCAACAAAGGCUAGCGUAAGUUUUGACAAGUUGGAUUUGGAUGCCCUACCAACACUGCAUCAUAUUGUCAGUGUCCUUGCGGAUAUUCCUAUCUAUGAGGUUGUGGGCGCAAAGGUGGUGGAAGGUACUGGGGUCCCUGAUGUUAGUAGUGCAAGGAGGGUUGAGUAG